Cinara cedri is the source of this 2287-nucleotide messenger RNA. Lineage: Eukaryota; Metazoa; Arthropoda; Insecta; Hemiptera; Aphididae. The record is from the annotation of a GenBank genome assembly.
AUGGAGGUGGUGGAAGUGGCGUCAACCGGACUAUACUACAGGAGGGAACUUUACAUGGUGGUAGCCCUGGACGCUGCCAACACUUUCAAUACGGCAAAGUAAUAUACGAUUGAAGCAUGUACUAAAGGCUUACCGGAAUAAUUAAUAGAAAUGAUACUUAGUUACCUAAGUCAAAUAACGCUUUUGUACAGGACCAACGAAUGCAAGGCCAUAUCAUGCGGCGUUCCUCAGGGGUCGAUGCUCGGACCACUCCUUUGGAACCUGAUGUACAACGACUUACUCCAAAUGGAAAUAGGAGGCAACGUACGAGGCGUCUCGUCCUGAAGCCCUAGAUGCUAAUCAGGGACAUAAGGAGAUGGACAUGAAAUAGGUUUGGCUACGUGUAUUUCCACCUUACACAGGCUCUUACCGGCCACGGCUGCUUCGGCGAGUACCUACAUAGAUUUCAUAAAAUUGAGGAACCUAUUUGUAUUGACUAUCAGACAGAAAUAGAUGACGCAGAGCAUGCAUUCUUCGAUUGCGACAGAUGAUUGGACGAAAGGCGGACGCUAGGCAAUGCCUAAACUAGUCCAAUAAGGAGUAACUAGUAUUCUUGUCUGAAGCUAUGGCUUGAAACGGUUAAAUCUUUGACCCUCGAAUUCGAAAAGACUUACAUGUGAAUGUUAGCGCUUCAAACUUGAGGUCGUUAGAGGUGCCACCGGGCACCGACACCAUUCAUAUUAUUGCGACACAGGGUGGGCGAACAGCCAAUGACGACAGGUAACUUUUACCUGUCGUCACUGGCAUGUAAGAGGAUUCACUGAUUGGUAAGAAGUAUCCAGAGCGACGAGCAGGGUCCUUCCCCACCGAGACUUAAGCAACGUAUACCCGUGAGGACCAAGUCGACCUAAUUAAGCAUUUUUAGUGUACGCUGAAGUCGAUAAAUUGUAGCAUCGAAAUUGUGUCUGUCUAAGUAUUGUACGUUUGUUAUAUUGUAUGUAUGCUGUUUUUCAAUAAACGAUGUGGAGGUAGAGGGAAGGACAGCUCCAUCGGGUGAUGUGCCCCCUCUGCCACGCCAUGAAAAAAAAAAAGGUAGUUAAAAAUUGAAAUAUAGCUACAGCUUUCUAAUUUAGAUAUUCAAUAUGAGGUAUUAGAUUAUCAUUAUACGAAUAGGUAUUUACAACAUAUUUAAAUUAAUAUGUAACAAAUCAACAGGGACAAUAGGGCUAUCUAUUUCAUCAACCUUAACAAGACAAAAAUUAGAAAUAACAAGGUCAAUAAUUGCAUUUUUGAAGUUAUUGAGCUGAAAAAAGUUUAGGUAGGUACCUAUCUAAUAAUUGAUUAUUUAGACAACAAGAAGAAUUUUAUAACUUGGUCGACGGAAAAUAAAAAUUACAAUAGGAUAUUUAACAAAAAUUGAAUUAAUAUACUCAAAAUAAUUGUUUGACAAAAUCGGUUUUGAGAGUACUAUGUUGAUCAUUUUACUUUGCUUUGAUUUUAUUUCUUUAAUUGAAAAUAAAAUUUUGUACAUUUUUUCUUGGUUCAUAUUGAAAAAUUAUCUAAGAGUAUUAUUAAGUCAACAAUAAGUACGGAAACCCAUCAUCAGAGAACAAUAAAACACAAUAUUGUUUUUUUAACGUUUAUUAUUAUAUAUACAAUGUGUAAUGAUAUUUACAAUAUGAGCGUUCAUAUAUAUUAUAAUAUAGACGACCAAAGAGGAAUUAGCUGAAGACAUCGCCAAGGAAAUAGUGCUCAACGUGAACGAGGUAAAUAUUAUUAACCUGAGAAGCACUUUUGGUGGGAUCUAGGCCGGUAUAGUCCUAAUCCCUAUACACGCUACGGUCGAAGCGGAGAAGAGGAACAGGGUCCGAGUAAAAGUUGUAUAUUGCAGGGUCAGAUUACGUAAAAGACGAGUGAGAUGAUGUAGAUCAGUGGUUCUCAUCGGGGGCGAUAUCGCCCCCCCGCAGGGGGUGAAGGAUAACUCCUUUUCUAUAUCUAUAUAAAGAGGUCCCCAUACCUUUAAUUAUAGAAUUCUCACAUAGGGGGAGAGCGGCAUUAAAAAUUGAUUGCUACUCAAAAGGGCGGUAACUUAAAUAAGGUUGAGAAACACUACUAUAGAUGCUUGAGAUAAGGUCGUGAGGCCCGAAACUGUAACGGAAGUGACAGGAAAGGAAGAUGCAAUAAGUGCGACAAAGGUCAUUUCGCUCGUGAAUGCAAGGUUAACAAAGAAGAAGUAGACAUGUUCAAUGCGGAAUUGGCUGCUGAAGCAGCUGGACCGAGGAAGGGCUCAACAGUAAAUACACAAUGA